AUGAGAGACAAACUGACAGCGAUCAGGCGUUGUGCUGGGCAUUUCUGUUGUCCAGGCAGGAACGUUUCAUGCUAUGUUGAAGACUGCUACUGUGACCAAGCAUGCACUAUACCUUUAGACUGUUGUGAUGAUUAUUUUGCUGUAUGCGAACAAGCAACCUCAACUACGACAGAAGGAUCAAGUACUUCUCUUCCCAGAACCCAAACUACUAUAAUUUCUACAACCACAACACAAACAUCACCCCCUUCAACUACAACAAUACCAGAACGUACAACAACAACUCCAUCUUUUCCUGCAACCACAACAACAACAUCUCCUCCUACAACAACACCUACACUUCCCUCCAUUACUACACCUCCCUCCACAACAACAACUACACCUCUCUCCACAACCUCAUCAUCCCCAACAACCACAGCUACUACUUCUCCUACAACCUCAUCAUCCCCCACAACCACAACUCCCCUCACAACUACAACUAACCCCACAACCACAACUACACCUCCCUCCACAACCUCACCACCCCUCACAAUCACAACUACACCUCCUCCUACAACCACAUCUCCCCUCACAACUACAACUAACCCCACAACCACAACUACACCUCCCUCCACAACCUCAUCACCCCUCACAACCACAGCUACACCUCCUCCUACAACCACAUCUCCCCUCACAACUACAACUAACCCCACAACCACAACUACUCCUCCCUCCACAACCUCAUCACCCCUCACAACCACAACUACAUCUCCUCCUACAAACACGUCUCCCCUCACCACUACAAUGAACCCCACAACCACAGCUACACCUCCUCUUACAACCUCAUCUUCUCCCACAACUCCAUCACCCCCCACAACCUCAACUCCACCAACAACCUCAUCUUCUUCCACAACCACAACUACACCUCCCUCCAUAACCUCAUUUCCCUCAACCACCACAAUUAUAUCGCCUCUUACAACCUCAACUCCCCCUACAACUACAAUUACACCUCCUUCCACAACUACACGUUCCAUCACAGCCUCGUCUCCCUUUUCAAGAACCACGACCUUAUCAGCCCCCACAACUGCAACUAUCCCUCUAUCUACAGUUAUAUCUUCCCUCACAACCUCUUUAUUUCUAUCUACAACCUCAACAACUGUAAACAACAGUGAAACAACAGCAUCUGCAAGAGGUCACUGUGAUGGCUAUAAGUGUUGUCCUGGCCAGAACAAUUCAUGUGUACAGUCUAAGUGCUGUCCAGCAAAACGCUGCUAUUGCGAUGAAGCAUGCAUUCAUUUUUCAGACUGCUGCCAGGACUAUGUUCCUACAUGUAAACCAGUGCCUGGUUCCAUCACCAAUUUGACUGCAAGUAACAUCACCACAAGUUCCCUGCUUCUGAGAUGGAUAGCUCCAUCUGGAAAUGUAGGGAGCUACAGAGUUGAAGUCAGUGGACCGACUGCUCAGUCUCUGACAGUGAGCACUUCAUCAUUUCAAAUUACUGGGCUCAUACCUGGAAGCAAUUACUCCCUGCAAGUUGUUGCUGUAGCUGCAGACAAUGUUACUGUUGGGGCUUCAGUUUCCAUCACAACAUUUACAGUGCCUGGUCCCGUCAUCAAUUUGACUGCAAGUAAUAUCACCACAAGUUCCCUGCUUCUGAGCUGGACAGCUCCAUCUGGAAAUGUAGGGAGCUACAGAGUUGAAGUCAGUGGACCGACUGCUCAGUCUCUGACAGUGAGCACUUCAUCAGUUCAGAUCACUGGGCUGAGCCCUGGAAGCAAUUACUCCCUGCACGUUGUUGCCGUAGCUGCAGACAAUGUUACUGAAGGGUCUCCAGUGUCCAUCACAACAUUUACAGGAUUUCCAGUGACAGCAAGACUUCAGCUGUUAGUCCAGAGUUCUACCGAAAUUACUGAUAGCGUACAAGAAGUCUUCCUACAGGAGCUUAAUGCAACGAUUCAGAACUACAUUGAGACCAUGAAGUUUAAUAUAGCUGUCAAAGGAAUAAGAAGAAAGACUAAUUAAGAUCACAACUUGAAAUAUUCUAAUGGAGGAACUGCAAGGUAUUUCAGUUAAAGCAUACAAUAUUUAUCUCUUAAAACAUUGCUUUGCUGCUAGUGGACAGAAUAAUGAAUAUUUUUAUUUUUAAAAUGCCAUCCCUAAAUGGACAAAUUGGUAUAGUUCAAUAUAAUCUGUCAUGAGUGUAGUAUUUCAUGUUCCUGCGGAAACUCUUGACACCAUAAACUAUUGAUAAUACACACCUGACCUAUACAGUAUACAUCAUACAUUGUGUUUGUUCGAAACAAUGUCUCUCUCGCAUUUUUCUAAUACAACAUUAACAUUCCAGAUGAAACCUGCUAUUCGAAGAUAGUAGGAGGUAACUGUCAAGCUGGAUUCCUACAUAAGUAUUGUUUGUUCUCAUUAUCACAGUCACUCUUCUCCAAACCAACUUGUAAUUCUGCUUUUCCUUUUUCUGUCCUGCUUCUCAAACACAGAUUAGUCUGACCAGCUUGCAAAACAUGCUUGAACAUCACAGAUAACUUAUUUUAUUCUAAAGUUAAAGUUGUGAAAUCCUCAUAAA
This is a messenger RNA of Lepisosteus oculatus (spotted gar), 2554 nucleotides long. NCBI's taxonomy places the organism in Eukaryota, Metazoa, Chordata, Actinopteri, Semionotiformes, Lepisosteidae. The record is from RefSeq and is a predicted model, not a curated record.